AUGCGCCAUAAGCCGUCGCAAUUCGACAAAAUUGAGGCGGUAUUACCAGUCUCACCUUCGAUGUCGUCUCCUUCUUCAGACGCGCCCGCAAUUCUUGAAUCUCCGACGUCUACGACCGCAUAUUGCACUUUUCCUACUACAAAGCUUGUCACGGCGCCACCGUCUGUAAAACCAUCUCGACGUCGUCUGCAUCGACGACGACGGCAGGAACCACAUCUUGAUCACCAUCUCAUGGACCGACUGGGCACACUUGCACAAUAUCUUCAGAAGGUACCUCAAGUCGACAAUAAGAAGACUCUAUACGCACAAGCGCAGAGGGCUCUCGAAGAUCUGUUAGACAGUAUCCACGCCUUUUUCUUUGAAUACGAAAGCGAAAAGCGCACACUAUGGCGUCUUGCGCAAACAGGACGAGUGGUACAGCAAGUUGAAAGCUUUCACCGAGCGCUGGAUGCUAUAACUGCCCGUUGUGGUCUGAUAGUAGCUACGCCCACUGGGAUAGGGCCCUCACUGCCUCGAUGGCAGUCACGCUGGCGUCGAAUGCGGGCGGAACGUCUUGUGUUCCUCCGAUCGUACUUGGAUGAUCACGAAUCCGUCGUUGUCUCGAACUCGCGAAUUCGAAGGCUAUCGGAUCAAUUGGAAGUGCUGACACUACUCAAACACAGUGUUCAAAAAUUUGACACACUGCUAACGGCAGAUGAGUUAAAGCUUUUGGAACACGCGUAUGCUUUUGCGGUAGGGGACCGGACGAAUAGUAUACACUGUAAUACGCAACUGCACGCAAUGUGCUUACCGGAGUGGUUUGUUGCUCCCUACGACAGGACCAAGCAGCUUCUCAAAUGGCAGCGCACUGCUGUGAUUGUGCAGAACGCACCAGAGGCAAUGAACCUAAACGAGUGUUUUACGCUGGCAAGUAUUUGGUCAUGUCUGCAGCAUUCGCACAUUAUGAAAUUAUACGGAGCGUGUCAUGUGGGUCAGCAGCGUUUCUUCGUAGUAGCAGAAGGAACGCCACUAACUCGAUGUUUUCGUGAUGAUGGGUUCCCACUGUGGCGAGCAUUGCACGAGGCUGCUAAAGCCCUGCAGUACCUUCACGAGAGGCGCAUCGGCCUUUCAUCUCUUUCGUGCGCCGACCUAAUUUUAUUCCGCAGUGAUGAUACCGAUGCCAUCAUGCUCGCUGGAUAUAAUAUGAAGUUAUUCAAGUCAGGUAUGGAGUCGUUGAACGUCUAUGGAAGCAAGAUUAGGGAAUACGAAGAUCAAGACCCUGUGCUAGAAGAGAACGUGAGCGACGUUAGCUGUGAUGAUGUUGAUAUGAUAUACCAAGAUCAAGUGGCUCAAGCAAAACGGAUACCUUUGGGAGAACGUUCUCAAAAAGAGACAGCUAAAAGAUACUGGCAAGCACCGGAGCUGGCGAGCACGACCGAUGAAGGACCAACGGAAGAAUCUGACAUUUACGCUUUGGGGAUGUGCGUCAUUGAGGCUUUUUCGGGUGGAAACAUACGGAGUGAGUUCGAGUGCUGCCAUGAUGGGAUACCACCAAAGCCAGCAGCACUAGAAGACACGUCACAGCGGGAUUUUGUAGAACGCAUGUGCUCUUUUGAUCCAAAAGAUCGACCACGAAUAGUUGAGGUGGUUUCGAGCUUCCAGACAUUUGCCAGUGACGAACAAAAGAUUCGUACACGUUUUUCUGGUACAAAGCUGAGAAAAAAAGCGCGUCUUCAUGGUUUAAACCGGACUCAAGCACCAGCUACCUCAGUUUCGAUUGCCUGCACGCUCAGUGAAGUUCGCGCGUGGUGCGACGAGGCUUCUGAAAGUUCAGCUAUAAGCUAUCAGCUUUAUGAGCGAAUGGACGACAUAGCAGCUCAAUUAGAAGGAAUGGACGUAGACAAAGCUGUGUCGCACCUUCCUGUACUAGCAAACUUGACUUCACGCUUCCGAGACUUGGUUCAGCGACAUGUCAACCAAAAAUCUCUUCUUCGGCUGGCCGCAACGCGUCAUGUCAUUGAGAUGAAUGCAAGUUUGCAUGGCGAGCUAGAUGUUUUAAUGAGCAGGCUCGCACCUGAUUGCUUGGAGCCUUCAAUCCAUUCCUGGAAUUCCCAGCAAGCGUCAUACACGGAAAAGCUGUGGAAGCGCUUACGUACUACUUUAUCAAGACAUGAUCACCUACUAAAUGGAGGUCUGGACGGAAAUCAAGAGCUUGCGUUGCUCGGUACCUUGCUGGCAUUUGAAGUUAAGAAUCGGAGUGCAAGUUAUGCUAUCCGCGACCUGGAGUUGAUGAAGGCUGCGCUAGAUACAGUGGAAGAAGCGUAUCGAAGCAUUAUGCCAUCCAAUUUCUGCACUAAUGAGUCUAAUUCGAUGUCAGCCUUUCCCCCAUGGUUCAUUCCGCCAUAUGAGGUGGCGUACUACAAGCAUGAUGGUGCCAACCGAGGGGUAUCUAGCGCUGGACAUUUUGGCAGGUGGAUGAAUGUAGCCGUCGUGGUCAAGGAAGUUCCACCCCUAGAACGGCCUGGCAAAGCUUGCAUGCUGAGCAGUCGAAGAGGUGCGCAUUGUACAUCCAGCGUCAUCGAGCCAACAGAGGAGCCAGCAAGACUAUUUGAGAAUGAGAUGACAGUCUGGUCAGCGCUUAAGCACCCCAAUGUUCUGAAACUACUGGGUGCUUGCCACAUGGGGCAACAUCAAUUCUUCGUUUGUGAAUACGCAGCUCAAGGAUCUGUCGAUAUCUUCCUAGCUUCACAGCCCGGAGAAGAGCGCACCGUGUGUGCACAUCGCGUGCUGCGCGAGAUGGCUCUCGGAUUGCAUUAUUUGCACGCACACAACGUUGUGCACGAGGACCUGAGGUGCUGCAACAUUCUUGUAGAUGCAAAAGGUGUCGUCAAAUUGGCAGAUUUCGGAUUCAGCUCUAUUAAACCUGGAAACCGAUCGGGAGAAGCGUGUCAGUGGACAGCUCCAGAAUGUCUUACCGGGGAAUUGCCGACUUUCGCAUCCAAUGUGUAUUCCUUCGCCAUGUGCGCAAUUGAAGUCGUCAGUGGGGUGAUGCCGUUCGGUUGCGAGCUGUCGGAUGCUAAAUCAAAAAUUUGCAAGGGCUUGCUACCCCCACGGCCUACCAACUGCUUCUCUGAUGCUGACUGGAACCUCAUUAAACGUAUGUGUAGCCAUGACCCGAAAGAACGCAUUACAAUGAGCGAUGUAGUCCAACAACUGUAG
Molecule: messenger RNA, 3198 nt
Organism: Peronospora matthiolae
Lineage: Eukaryota; Oomycota; Peronosporomycetes; Peronosporales; Peronosporaceae
Source: the annotation of a GenBank genome assembly